Messenger RNA from Benincasa hispida (wax gourd), 1205 nucleotides. NCBI's taxonomy places the organism in Eukaryota, Viridiplantae, Streptophyta, Magnoliopsida, Cucurbitales, Cucurbitaceae. The record is from RefSeq and is a predicted model, not a curated record.
CCCACAGAAUGGAAAAGGAGCCAUCCAACACUAUAAAGAGGUUUAACCCUGACUUUCACCCUCAUCUUUCCUUCACACCGGCGGCGGCUGCUAAGCUUGGAGAGCGUUGCAAUGUUAAACUGGUCAUGCUGGGAGUAGAAGCUUAUUGCACGUGCAUUUACUUGAAUAAAGUCGUUCUGUUUGCCUGCUUACACACUUACAAUGUUGUGAUUCUCAAGUGCUUAUUUAUGAGCAAGGUUAACAAGCCUCCACUUUCGCUUUCUAGGCUUAUCCAGUUCAUGAAAGGAAAGGAAAGUAGAUUGCCAUCGCUGUUGGGACUAUUACGAUGAUAUUCAUGUCUAUGAAGUCCCAGCAUUGAAAGUAGCAGCUCUGAGGUUUACUGAGACAGCCAGGGCAAGGAUCAAAAAGGCUGGCAGGAAAUGUUCGACAUUUAACCAGCUUGAAAACCGAUUUUGAAAUGUGAAUCGGUUGGUUUAUUGGAUUUCUGAAAACGGAGUUCCGCACUGUCCUCACAUUUGAUGAACCUUCAACUUUUUAUUUUCUUCUCUCUGCGUUAAGCUUGUCAGAUCUGUUUUAGAUUGCUAAGCAGUUUGUAAAUGCCUGGAAGAAAUCUAUUUUUGUGUAAAUUCAACUACAGGAAGGACAAAAACAGAACCAUUAACCGGGGACAUGGAGCUUCGAUAAUGCCUUCACCGAUGGAAGGAGCACAAUUGCGGAAAUCAAAUUCAUUUAUAUUCCUUUCGAAUUCACUUUCAGCACUUAUCUCUCGUUUGCUUUUGUAGGAAGUACGAUGUGUCUGACGCAAACUCUAAAGGUGUGUUUGCAGAUGUUGACAUUGAUGAAUAUGGGCAAACCGGAAUGGAAACCGAGUGAAGGUGAAAGUCGUCGUGCAACAAUCGCUUAAACGGGGAACAAACGUAAAGCUUGGAACCGAGGCUGAAAAGACUUGGAUCCCUACAACCUAUGAAGAACUCCCCUGAUUUUUGUUACGUGUGUGGUAAACUUGGCCAUGUGAUUUAGGAAUGUGAUGAAACAAAUGAAGGAGGGGAGGAGAAAAGAUUAGGGGUAUGGUUGAGGGAAACACAAGGCAACAGCUAGGGGUGGUUGAGGUUGUUUUUUAGAUUAACCUCAAAAUUUUGGGUUGGAUUAUCUAAACACACAACUAAUAAUUAAAAUCUCAUCAGAUUCAAAUGUUAAAUAUCAAA